Hyla sarda is the source of this 3163-nucleotide messenger RNA. Its product is annotated as C-factor-like. The coding region runs from base 138 to 902 and encodes 254 amino acids. NCBI's taxonomy places the organism in Eukaryota, Metazoa, Chordata, Amphibia, Anura, Hylidae. The transcript is spliced from 6 exons. The record is from RefSeq and is a predicted model, not a curated record.
GCCAUGAAAGGGUUUCUUGUUGGGUCUCUCCCAGCUCACUGUGACUGGCCUGUCCCUGCACGGGGGGGAGGAGGCUCACUCGGUCAAUAAGGAGACUUUUUCUGCUCGCUCCGUGCAGUGUUACCGGGACCGACACGAUGAUUCGCAGCGUCCUAGUUACCGGCUCCAACCGCGGCAUCGGGCUGGAGCUUAUCAAGAAAUUUACCGCUAAACCUCAGUCCCCAGAGAAGAUCUUCGCAACGUGCAGGGAUCCAGAUGGCCCCCGGAGUGAGGAGCUAAGAAAUAUAGCUUCCAAGCAUAGCAAUAUUGUGCUACUUCCUUUGGAUGCCACUAAUGCAGACAGUGUGAAAGAAGCGGUGAUAGAAGUGGAAAAACAUCUGAAUGGUUCCGGGUUAAAUCUGCUAAUAAACAAUGCCGGUGUGAUGUCACGAAUAAAUCUAGACAAGGUCGAUGCGGAUGACAUGAUUGACACGUUCAAGACGAAUGUGGUUGGGCCCAUGCAAGUAAGCCAGGCUUUUUAUCCAUUGCUGAAAAAAGCUGCAGAAAACAAUGCACACGAACCAUUAACCUGCAAGAGGGCGGCUCUAGUCAAUAUUUCUUCUGUGCUGGGAUCUAUCGAACGAACCUCCGUGACCUUUGAUUUUGCAAAACAAGUCAUCUCCUAUCGGAUCAGCAAGGCAGCUCUGAAUAUGCUCACUCGUUUGCAAGCAGAAUCCUAUAGAAGUGAUGGUAUUCUGUGCACAGCUCUUCACCCAGGCUGGGUUAAAACAGAAAUGGGAACAGAGCGGGCUCCUCUGACACCUGAUCAAAGUACAACUGGAAUUAUGGAAGUUCUUAGUUCUCUUUCUGAGAAGCAAAAUGGUAUUCUAUUAGCCUGGGAUGGUAGUGUAAUUCCUUGGUGACACAGUCAAGAUUUAUUGGCCACCAACCCGUGACCUCUCUAGAGUAAAUCAUUUGAAAAUAAAAACUAUAUUAAAGGGACUAACAUUUAAAAAUCAAAUUUCAACUAGAAUUAAAAAAAGCGAGAAUAGUGGCUCUUUAACUCCUUGGGGACGGAGGGUUUUUCCGUUUUUGCACUUUCGUUUUUUUCCUCCUUACCCUUUUAAAAAUCCUAACCCUUUCAAUUUUGCACCUAAAAGUCCAUAUGAUUGCUUAUUUUUUGCGCCACCAAUUCUACUUUGUAAUGAAAUCAGUAAUUUUACCCAAAAAUCUACGGCAAAACGGAAAAAAAAAAUCAUUGUGUGACAAAAUUGAAGAAAAAACGCCAUUUUGUAACUUUUGGGGGCUUCCGUUUCUAUGCAGUACAUUUUUAGGUAAAAAUUACACCUUAUUAUUCUGUAGGUCCAUACGAUUAAAAUGAUACCCUACUUAUAUAGGUUUGAUUUUGUCGUACUUCUGGAAAAAAAUCAUAACUACAUGCAGGAAAAUGUAUAUGUUAAAAAUCUUCUGACCCCUAUUUUUUAUUAUUUACUUUUUUAUUUUUCCGUGUACGGGGCGGCAUGAGGGCUCACUUUUUGCGCCGUGAGUUUUUAGCAAUACCAUUUUUGUAUUGAUUGGACUUUUUGAUCGCUUUUUUAUUCAUUUUUUCAUGAUAUAAAAAGUGACCAAAAAUACGCUAUUUUGGACUCUGGAAUUUUUUUGCGCAUACGCCAUUGACCGUGCGGUUUAAUUAACGAUAUUUUUAUAAUUCGGACAUUUCCGCACGCGACGAUAUCACAUAUCUUUAGUUUUAUUUACAUUUAUUUAUUUUUUUUAUGGGAAAAGGGGGGGGGGGGUGAUUCAAACUUCUAUUAGGGAAGGGGUUAAAUAACACUGCACUCACUGAUCUUUUACAUUGAUCAAUGGUUUCUUAUAGGAAACCAUUGAUCAAUGAUUCUGCCGCUUGACUGCUCAUGCCUGGAUCUAUUAGCCACGGGUCCCGCAGGGUGGCCCUGCGUUAUAGACAGGGAGUGGGCGGAGGGUGUACAGGUACGCCCUCCGUCCCCAACAGGUUAAGGGGGUACUCCGGGCCCUAAGACAUCUUAUCCAUUGGAUAGGGGAUAAGAUGUCUGAUCGCGGUGGUCCUGCCACUGGGGACCCCCACUAUCUUGCAUGCAGCACCCACCUCUGAGUCUGCUGGGUCACAACUACGGGGCCGAAGUAUCGUGACGUCACACGGGAGCGUAGUCGUGACGUCCCCAUACUCCGGCCCCGUACUCGUGACCCGGCAGACUCAUAGGCUGCAGCGCUGCGUGCAGCUCCCAGAAGUUGGUGCUGCAUGCGAGAUAGUGGGGGUCCCCAGUGGCGGGACCACAGCGAUCAGACAUCAUAUGCCCUAUCCUUUGGAUAGGGGAUAAGAUGUCUUAGGGCUGGAGUACCCCUUUAAGUCAUGUAAACUAUGUCCUGCCCUUGUUAGUACAGCAGAGAGGAUUUGCCAGAGAGGGGGUUAACCAGGAUUAGAAAAAAAAUAUUUAUUCUAAAAACACACCUGUACUCAGGUUGUAUGUGGUUUUGCAGGUCAGUUCCAUUGAAGUGAAUGGAGCCAAAUUAUAAUACCACACACAAUAUUAGGACAUGUGUGGCGCUGUUUUUGGCAUGAAUUAGCUCUGCUUUCUAUUCCUGGAUAUCCCCUUUAAUGCUGUCAGAUCAUCUGUCAGACCAGCUGUUAGGGGCAACAACUCUAGGCACUGCACCUACCCCAUGAGCAAUCUAACUUGUAUCAUGUAAAAAGCCGCAAAGACUUCUUGCCCCCUGUCUGUCUAGGCCAUAUUUAUUUAGUCCUGUGAAGAGCACAAUAGACCUUUCAUUUAUUCCAGCCCUCCACCCACUAUGAUAAGCAGGCUACCUUACAGCAAGAGUAAUCAAUAGCCUUGAUAUUCAGGAUUUUAAAACCUGACUGUUUAGAACUAGAAUAUUUGGUGUUGAAUUUUUUAAAUGAUGAUGAUUUUUUUUUAUUUUUCAUGAAUACUCCGUAAAAAAAUACCCCUUUUGUGGAGAAAGUGUCCUUUUUAAUCAUGAAGACAGUAGUAUGUGUAUGAUUGUUUUUUGAUUUGCCCUCAGGCUUACAUUUGCAUAAAUACAUAGUGUUGUGUAGGAUAAUUGUAAAAUACAACGGAAUGAAAUUGAGAGGUAGAUGCAUAAAUAAAAUCAAUAAAACCUAAUAUCUUUACUUCAAUGUGUGAAU